CGGUGGUUGUAAUACUUCUCCCAAAACACGAUAACAAAAUAAUAGCUAUACAAAUGCGAACAUUAUUUUAUUCUAUACAAUUAAACAAUAGCAAUAACAUACACUAUACUCUAGGUAACAACAUGCGAAGUAUGGAGAGAUCAUCAGACAGUUAUAUUGUUUGGUUGUCCAUGGUGAAAACAUCAUUCUGUGCAACAAUAUUUUUAUUUAGGAGCUACUAAACUACGAUGUAACUUAACCCGCUAUGGUGCAACCGAAAAAGAAUGCAAUGCUAGUUUAAAACUAGCAAGUUUCGACGUGAGGUUUAAGACACACGUUAUACUUAUGAUUUAACUAACUCAACUAGUGCCACUGACUGCAGUUUAGAUGGGCGCCUUGUUCUGACCAAACCGGAAGAAGGCGUCAGUUGCCUUGAGCGUCUUUGGCGUACAGGCUGUUUGGCUGAGUGGGUUUGUUUGGGUUUAAAGACCAGUGGUCGGGAGGAAAGGAACGGAAAAGAGGCUGACAUUACGCAGAGCUUCAUGACAACAACACAUCAUGGGUACAUGAGGACAACUAUUGUUCCUCCAUAGUGUCAGGAGAUCGAUGAUGUGAACUCUGAACGGACGCUGGUGGACUCUGAGCUCAGUCAUGGAGGCCCGGUUUGGCCCCGUGGUGUUCAGCUCUCGGUUUGAUUCUGGGAACCUGGCCAGGGUGGAGAGAGUAGACCCGGUCGGAUCAGAUGGGGAGCCCGCUGGCACCGGCAACAAUGGCUCUGUCUCCUCCCCAGACUACGAGUUCAACAUCUGGACCAAACCUGAUUGUGCAGACACAGAGUUUGAGAAUGGCAACCGGUCCUGGUUCUACUUCAGUGUGCGGGGCGCCGCCCCAGGAAAGCUCCUGAAGAUUAACGUCAUGAACAUGAACAAGCAGAGCAAGCUCUACUCUCAGGGCAUGGCCCCGUUUGUGCGCACGCUGCCCAUUAAGACGCGUUGGGAAAGGGUCCGAGAACGGCCCACAUUUGAGCUGUUAGAGAAUCAGUUCACCCUGUCGUUCGUCCACCGGAUGCCGGAGGUGCGUGGCGUCACCACCUACUUUGCCUUCUGCUACCCUUUCUCUUACUCUGAGUGCCAGGACAUGAUGCAGCAGAUGGACCAGAGGCUGCUCAGCACCACACACUCUCUGGGGCCAUGCAGUCCUGUUGACUCUGUGUAUUACCACCGUGAGCUGCUGUGCCACUCUCUGGACGGGCACCGUGUGGACUUGCUGACUGUGUCCUCCUGCCACGGCAUACAGGAAGAGAGAGAGCCCAGGCUGGACAAACUUUUCCCUGACCACAGCACUCUCAGAGCACACCGCUUCAUAGGGAAACGGGUGUUUUUCCUGAGUAGUCGAGUGCAUCCAGGAGAGACGCCGGCCAGUUUUGUCUUCAACGGCUUCCUGAAGUUUAUCCUCAAUCGUGAUGACCCACGGGCCCAAAUACUGCGCAGGAUGUUUGUGUUCAAACUCAUUCCCAUGCUCAACCCUGAUGGGGUCGUCAGGGGUCACUACAGGACUGAUUCACGUGGGGUCAACCUGAACCGGCAGUACAUGAGCCCCAGUCCCGAGCUGCACCCCUCCAUAUACGGAGCCAAAGCCCUACUACUCUACCACCACCAGCACAACCGCCUGGGCCCCCACCCUCACUGCUGGAAGUCCUCCACCGCCCAGAGCCCCCUCAGUGCCAAGAUCUCCAACCUGGCCAACACCCACCCCAGCCCCAUCCCUGGCCCAAACCAGCCCAGUGAGCUAGAGCGGCUCAACCGGAGGAAUGAGGCCGAGCGCAGCGGCGACGGCCUGGCCAUCACCGCGCCCAGCCUGCCCAUGCAGCUGGAGGAGGGCGAGGCGGGCAAUUGGGAGAAGGACGCCGUGGAGCGGGAGGAGGGGCCCUGUGAUGAGAACGAGGUAGCAGCCAAUCCUGGAGCUCCGGCUCCACAGGUCUCAGCCCCCAUGGAGCAGAUCCCACCUGAAGAGAGCGGCGUGGCCUAUUACGUGGACCUGCAUGGCCAUGCCUCCAAGCGUGGGUGUUUCAUGUAUGGAAACAGCCUGACUGAUGAAAAUGAUCAGGUGGAGAAUCUGCUCUAUCCAAAGCUGAUAGCCGUUAAUUCUGCCCACUUUGACUUCGUGGGCUGUAACUUUUCUGAGAAGAACAUGUAUGCACGGGACAAGCGCGACGGCCAGUCUAAAGAGGGCAGUGGGAGAGUGGCCGUUCACAAAGCUAUCGGACUUAUCCAUAGUUACACUCUGGAGUGUAACUACAACACUGGCCGUACGGUCAACACCAUUCCCCCUGCGUGUCAUGACAAUGGUCGUGCCACACCGCCACCCCCUCCCACCUUUCCACCCAAAUACACACCGGAUAUAUAUGAGCAGGUUGGGCGUGCCGUCGCAGUGGCAGCUCUGGACAUGGCGGAGUGUAACCCUUGGCCUCGGCUCGUUCUGUCGGAACACAGCUGCCUGCCAAACCUGCGUGCCUCUUUGCUCAAGAACGUGCGCAACAGCAAAGGAGUCUACACCAGUGUCAAGAGGAAUGGCUCCAAAACUGGUAGCCCCCCGAAGAACACUGGCCUGAGCAGCUCUGCCUCAGAGAACUCCCUGAGCCGGAUGCGCAGCAACAGCAACAGCAACAGCGCCAGCAUCAGCGUGCCUCACGGCGGCCAGCAGGUGUCCCCACUGCUCAAGAGCUCCCCCAGCUUCACCUUCGGCUGUGGCCCCUCAGGCCAUGCCCCUGCCUCCUCCUCCUCGUCCUCCACCCCACACAGGCCCAUCCACAGAGCCCUGGGACCAGUCAGAGAGUCUAAAGCUCAGGAGAAGAGGCGAUCCCACCACCACCGUCCCAUGUUACGGUCUCCUAACACCAGCCAGCCUGCCCUCUCCCGCCCCUCCCUCUCUAAUUCCUCCUCGUCGUCCUCCUCGCCCUCCUCCUCCUGCUCCUCCACCUCUGGCCCCAACCCAAGCCCCUGCGCCAUCAGCAUGGCAGGUCUGUACUCCCUCCAGCCGCCCAGCCUGGCUCAGCUGUUGCCCUCCCUGCAGGCCAUGCCCCGUACUGGGCUCCUCACCAAAUUGAGUCCCCUGCUCCACCAGGGCCUACCCCCGCUUGCUUUCCUCAGUGAUGCCAGCACCCCGGCAGGCCAGGGCCAGGCCACGCGACCUACCCAGGAUUGAGAGCUAUGACAACACACACUGUGUGUGUGUGUGUGUGUGUGUGUGUGUGUGUGUGUGUGUGUGUGUGUGUGUGUGUGUGUGUGAGAGAGAAUGUUUGUAUGUGUGGAGUGCAUAAGUGUGGUGCUAAACCCAUAACAAAUGUCUCCAAUUUCAGAUUUUUUUUAAUUAUUAUUAUUUGAGGUGACAUGAAAUGCACCUGUCUAAGCAACACAUUUAAUUAACAGCCUGGUCUGUAGCACCUUAACACUUUUCCACGUUGUUUUUUAUGAUGACUGUCCCUGUAGCAGCUAUUUAAUACGAUUAUUAACUUGCAAUGUUCUAAAGAAGGCCAAUAAGUGUGUCUUUUUGUAAUCAAAGCAGGAAAGCAAGUAAUUAGUGACCUCAGAGAGUGGUGAGGCAUUUCUAUUCCUGAUGCAGUCUCCUAAAUAUUGCAGAUUAAAUUACGCUUGACACUACAAGUACUCUUUAUUUGAAAGCAUUACAGCAUAAGCAUCAUGGUACGCACUAUUACUCACUAUAUUAACCUCUUGUAGCACAAUAGGAUUAUCAUGCUGUAGUAACAUCAAAGCCAAAAGGAGGCUUUUGGAGGACAAGCAAAAACAGUUCCAUGACCUGUGACCAGUCUCUCUUUUUUUUGUAUUCAGUCACUGAAAGAUGAUUGCCAACCUUUAAUAAUUCCAGUGUUAUUUUGUGUGUGAGUUUCUUUAUAACAUGCCAAUUGACUUUAUUUUGCUGUGUUGCACUCAAACUGUAAAUGUCAAAAUGUAUUUUAUUUAGGCAGAAUGCAGUGGUAACCAUGGGAACAUAGCUGAAAUGGCAUUUAUGUGUGCGUGCGUGCGUGCGUGCGUGCGUGCGUGCGUGCGUGUGUGAAUGUGUGGUUUGUGUAGUGCGGAUGGACAUUCACAGCUUUUGUAUGUUCUGUUACUGGCGCUCUUUAAGAUCACUCAGUCGAGAUUGAUAUGAUUUCUGUACAGAACAACACAGAUGCUUGAUCACGUGCAGCAGACACACAAAUAGUUCACCUUUUUUACGACCUGAUCACAUUUCAAUGCUUUUGUCUCCUAAAGGCAUUCAAAUGAACACUAAUCAGAAAAGCAGUUGUCUAAAUGACAGGAUAUGGUAAAUGUUGUGUAUGUAUCUGUGGGCCAACUGUAAACCGUGUCUUCAUAUGUUAACCGUGUGCCAACUCUGCCAGUAUCUUUUGCAGUCACAGCUAUUGGCUUCUAGAAUAGGACCACAAUGGUUGAACAGUCGCCCUCAGACAGUUUGUUUUUUUAGAACCAAGGGAGCCUGAGACCAUUGUGACACUGCAGGUGUACACCUUCUGUAAACCUCUACCCUCCCUCCUCUCACAAACCAUUUCCAGUGCAAACAUUUGACAUUAGAUACUCCAACAUGUCUCCAUCAAUAAUUCUGUGGGCGCGCACUUAGAACCCCAUAGAGGUGCUUUUUGUAACAUGUAUGGAUGACAGUGGUUCACCCUGUUAGAACACACAUAGCUCAGACGGACAGUCAGUAGCUGGUGUUACUGGUUUUGUGGUGGCUGAUGGAAGUCAUAGCUGAUGUCUUGAGUAAUAAUCAUCUUACCUUGUGAAUAUGAGGUCGGAAGGGCAAGAUAUUGAGUAAGAAAGGCAACUUUUGUUUGAAGUUGAUUCUUUUUUUUUUAUGCAGUUUGGCCUCUGGCUCAGUUUUGUGUAGGUGGCCUGUGAUUUGUGCUAAAUCAGGUGUACUGAAACAUGUUUGUAGUGUUGUGGUUCUGGUCCUCCCAAUGAUGGUCCCACACAACAUUGUUUUUGGGGAGAGAUAGUAUAUAUCCGUGCUCCAUAGCUAUGAUGAAGGAUGGAUGUCCAUGCUGUGCCUAUUUGCUGUUUGUCAUUGUGUCAUCUUUUCCAUUUGUAUUUUAUAAAACACAUUCUAGGUUAUUUGAUGCCUUUAAAAAACACGUUCUUGAAAAGUUCUCAGUGGUGUAGGGAUUCAAGCUUUCAGGAAGACGAAGAAAUGCAUUUAGUUUCAAGUGUAACUUGCACACCUUCUCAUUCGCCUCGACUUAUCACAACUGUGCUUUUAAAUGUUGUUCAUAUCUUUAUUACAACACACAUGCAUAUGGAUUUAUCUCAUAGAUACUUUGAUAUGUAGAGUGGGGUAACAUUUCAGAUGUCUGACCUUUUCUUUAAUAAAUAUCCCCCCUGUGGUUGAACUGAA
Messenger RNA from Clupea harengus (Atlantic herring), 5385 nucleotides. RefSeq names its product AGBL carboxypeptidase 5 (gene agbl5). The record is from RefSeq and is a predicted model, not a curated record. Lineage: Eukaryota; Metazoa; Chordata; Actinopteri; Clupeiformes; Clupeidae. Bases 631 to 3183 code for a protein of 850 amino acids. Gene Ontology annotation, molecular function: metallocarboxypeptidase activity; zinc ion binding. The transcript has 13 exons. Gene Ontology annotation, biological process: protein deglutamylation; proteolysis.